CACGUGAUUUGGCAACAUGGCCGCCUCCUGAAGGAAAGCGAGACGUAAUGUCAGAUCCAGUUGUGUAUUAUUUGUACAUUUGUGUCUUGUAUUUUUACUGAUAUUUGUAAUCUAAGUGUGUGUGAGAUGUUUAGUGCUGCUGUACACAGUGCUGCUCUCUCAGGGAGGAUGAAGCUCGCAGGUCAACGCUGUCUGUCUCUCAGGAAAAGUCUCCCCCGUAAUAAACCCCGAGAUGUUCCAGAGAUAAAGGGACUGGAGCGCAUCACCUACAGAGAGAGGAAGCAUUAUGUCCCCGGUUUGGCGAAGCCCGUGUUCCCGGACUGGGAGAAGGACUGGCACGAUCCGGGAACAUACAGAAGUCCUGUGGCCCAGAACAUGGAGCUGUACAAGGAGACACCGUGUUAUAUUUAUACACAGAGAACCAACCCUCUGGAAGGUGUGAGACAGGCGUUGUGGCUCACUAAGACUAAACUCAUCCCAGGUUUACCUGCUCAGCUCCUGGCGUUAGCAGAAGAUCCAGCAAAUCAUCUGGAGAAUCAGGAUGAACGAGUGCAGGACGCAAUCAGACACGCUCGCUUCUGGGACACUAACGAAGCUCGACCUCCUAAAGAGAGAUACUGUCCGUCUCUCUUACACAACCUUCUCCACCUGUGCCGAGGACGUCAGGUCUCUCAUCCGGCGCUCGCUCGCAGGAUGCUGGCGGAGAAGUACAGCCUGUCGGCCAGCUGGACCAGAGGUGAGGACCAGUUCCAGGUGCGAGGGCAGAACGGCUUCCUGUUGAGCAGCACGACUCCACUUCCUGCUGUGGCUUUAGAUGAGGAGAUUCGCUCCACAUCUGAUCAUGUCCUGGAGACCUUCUACCCCAUCUCCCCCACCAUCGACCUGCAGUGUACUAACGUCUACCAGCUCCAAAACCACACCGGUUUCAGAGAGGAUUACCCGUACCCUCACGCUCACACACUCUUCAUAACGGAGGCUGGAGAUGCUCCUACACUGAAACCCGAGCAGCUGAGAGCGAAGCUGGUGAUGUUUGCGUUCGGGAACGCCCUCGCUCGCGCCCGCGCUCUAUACGGGAACGAGUCCAGGGUUCUGGAGAAGCCCGUCGUCGUGCAGAGCGUCGGCACCAACGGCCGUCUCUUCCAGUUCGUAGUUUUCCAGCUGAACACGACAGACCUGGAUUCGGACAGCGGCGUGAAGAACCUGGUGUGGGUCGACGCCGAUCAGCAGCUCUACGACUUCGCCAAGGUCCGGCCUUACAUCAAGAAGAAGGUGGUGAAGGUUCCUGCUGGUUUGUCUGGAUAUCGACCGGAAACCUUCAAGAAAUUCCUGGCGCUUUAUCUGCACGGAGCCACAAACUGACCGCUGAUUGUUUUUAUUUUUUUUUUCCUCCUGUAAGUUUCUUGUAAUGUAAAAUACAAUAAUAAACAAAAUGAUCGUCUGAAA
Molecule: messenger RNA, 1443 nt
Organism: Tachysurus vachellii
Lineage: Eukaryota; Metazoa; Chordata; Actinopteri; Siluriformes; Bagridae
Gene: mrpl37
Product: mitochondrial ribosomal protein L37
Exons: 7
Coding region: 127-1359 (410 amino acids)
Biological process (GO): translation
Cellular component (GO): mitochondrion; ribosome
Molecular function (GO): structural constituent of ribosome
Source: RefSeq, a predicted model, not a curated record